Molecule: messenger RNA, 4251 nt
Organism: Myotis myotis
Lineage: Eukaryota; Metazoa; Chordata; Mammalia; Chiroptera; Vespertilionidae
Gene: MICALL1
Product: MICAL like 1
Exons: 16
Coding region: 277-2871 (864 amino acids)
Molecular function (GO): protein binding
Source: RefSeq, a predicted model, not a curated record
CGGGGAGCGGCGGCGAGUAGGCGGCGGCCGGCCGGGCUGGUCCGGGCAGGUCCGGGCGGGGAGCCGGAGCCGAGCCGGGACCGCGCCGGAGCCGAGCGAGGACAGCAGGCCCGGCCCCGCCUCCUCCCCCGCCCCGCGCCCGCCGGUCGCGCCGGAGUUCGGAGCCGCGCCGGGCAGGGCCGCGCCGCCGCCGGUCCUCGGUCCUCGGUCCUCGGUCCUCGGUCCGCGGCGAAGCCAGAUCGCGGCUCCCGGGGCCGGGCCGAGCCGGCGCGGCGCAUGGCGGGGCCGCGGGGCGCGCUGCUGGCCUGGUGCCGCCGCCAGUGCGAGGGCUACCGCGGCGUGGACGUCCGCGACCUGAGCGGCUCCUUCCGGGACGGCCUGGCCUUCUGCGCCAUCCUGCACCGGCACCGGCCCGACCUGCUAGAUUUUGAUUCACUUUCCAAGGACAAUGUCUUCGAGAAUAACCGUUUGGCCUUUGAAGUGGCCGAGAAGGAGCUGGGCAUCCCUGCUCUACUGGACCCCAAUGACAUGGUCUCCAUGAGGGUCCCCGACUGCCUCAGCAUCAUGACCUACGUGUCCCAGUAUUACAACCACUUCGCCAGCCAUGGCCAAGCCGGUGUCUCACCACCCGGAAAGGGCCUGUCACCCUCCUCCCCGCCAUCCACUCCAGUGGAACCAGAAGAGAGGGCUCAGGGCGAGGAGCUCGCCUCAGGUCACCUGUCGGAGCAGAGCGCCCACCGGCCCCCCAGCAGCGUGUGCGCAGCCUGCGGGCAGCACGUGCACCUGGUGCAGCGGUACCUGGCCGAGGGCAAGCUGUACCACCGGCACUGCUUCCGGUGUCGGCAGUGCUCCAGCACCCUGAUCCCGGGUGCCUACCGGGCUGGGCCUGAGGAGGGCACCUUCGUGUGUGCGGAGCACUGUCCCAGGCUGGGCCCGGGUGGGCGGGGGGCCAAGCCCCGGUCCCCACCACAGCCAAAGCGACAGCCAGAAGAAGGAAAGGAAGCCGCAGAAGAAGCCAAGGAUGUGGAGGGAGGCGGCCCCAGCCCUAGGGCGGCUGCAGGGGCCGAGGUCCGGCCCCAGAUCCCCACCAAGCCCUGCCUUCUGGACAAACCACAGGAUCUGGCCAGCCCCCAGGCCGGCCGCCCCAUGCCCACCCCCAGGAAGACCUUGGAGAGCACAGCCCCGGCGCCCUCCGUGCCCCCGACGCCCGCUGUGCCCCCGACGCCCCGGCCCCGGUCCAGCCUGCAGCCUGAGAACUCCGUGGAGCAGGGAGGCGGCAGCCUGGUGAACGGAAGGCUGCACGAGCCCCCCGUCCCCAAGCCGAGAGGAACGCCCAAGCUGUCAGAGAGGACGCCCGACAGGACGCCCGCCCCCAGGAAGGACCCUCCCUGGAUCGCACUGGUCCAGGCAGAGCCAAAGAAGAAGCCGGCCCCUCUGCCGCCGAGCAGCAGCCCCCGGCCGCCGAGCCGGGACAGCAGGCGGGUGGAGAAUGGAGGCGAGGAGGUGGCCCCCAGGAGCCCUGCGGCGGCUGGCCUGGAGCCCAAGCCCUACAACCCCUUUGAGGAGGAUGAGGCAGAGGAGGCGGAGGAGCCCCCUGCUGCACCCAGUCUGGCCACCAGCCCUGCCCAGGCCCAGCCGGAGUCCACACCCAAGUCCCUGCACCCCUGGUACGGCAUCACCCCCACCAGCAGCCCCAAGACCAAGAAGCGCCCUGCCCCCCGGGCGCCCAGCGCAUCCCCGCUCGCUCUCCACGCCUCCCGCCUCUCACACUCCGAGCCGCCCUCGGCCACCCCGUCGCCGGCCCUCAGUGUGGAGAGCCUGUCGUCCGAGGGCGCCAGCCAGCCCGCCGGUGGGGACCUCCUGGAGCCGCCGGUUGUGCCCAAGAGCUCCUCAGAGCCUGCUGUCCACGCUCCGGGCACCCCCGGGACCUCUGCCAGCCUCUCUGCCGGCUCCUCCCUGUCCUCCUCUGGCGAGCUGGCACAGCCCACCCCGGACCGGACGCCUCAAGCCAGCCCUGGCCUCGCCCCCAAUACGAGGGGCAGCUCGGGUGCCCAGCCAGCCAAGCCCUGCAGUGGCGCUGCCCCCACCCCGCUCUUGUUGGUGGGAGACAAGGUCCCCGUGCCUUUGCCUGGCACCUCCUCCCCGCAGCUCCAGGUAAAGUCUUCCUGCAAGGAGAAUCCUUUUAACCGGAAGGCGUCGCCCACAGCGUCCCCAGCCCCAAAGAAAGCCACCAAAGGACCCAAGCCAGCGAGGCCACCUGCCCCGGGACACGGCUUCCCGCUCAUCAAGCGCAAGGUCCAGGCUGACCAGUACAUCCCCGAGGAGGACAUCCACCGAGAGGUGGACACCAUCGAGCGCCAGCUGGACGCCCUGGAGCUCCGUGGGGUGCUGCUGGAGGAGAAGCUGCGAGGCGGGGUGAAUGAGGGCCGUGAGGACGACAUGCUGGUGGACUGGUUCAAGCUCAUCCACGAGAAGCACCUGCUGGUGCGGCGGGAGUCCGAGCUCAUCUACGUCUUCAAGCAGCAGAACCUGGAGCAGCGCCAGGCCGACGUGGAGUAUGAGCUCAGGUGCCUCCUCAACAAGCCAGAAAAGGACUGGACAGAGGAAGACCGGGGCCGGGAGAAGGUGCUGAUGCAGGAGAUGGUGACCCUCAUCGAGCAGCGCAAUGCCAUUGUCAACUGCCUGGAUGAGGACCGGCAGAGGGAGGAAGAGGAAGAUAAGAUGUUGGAAGCCAUGAUUAAGAAGAAAGAGUUCCAGAAGGAGGCUGAAUCCGAGGGCAGCAAGAAGGGCAAGUUCAAGAAGGUGAAGGUGCUGAAGCUGCUGGGAAAUAAGCGUGACGCCAAGAGCAAGUCCCCCGGGGACAAGAGCUAACAGCGAGGGGACUGCCACCCCCGCUGGCUCAGCCCUAUCCGGGCUGGUUCCGAUGACUCUGAUGCUGGUCAGACCCAAGGAGCAAGCAGGGUCCAGGGUCCUGGGUCCAGGGAGCGGCAGCAGCCGCACACACCUGCCUCGUCCCGCCCAGCCCGGAUGUGACGGCAGCUCCUGGGUCCUUCCUUCUGGGUCACGUCCAGACGGGAUUCUUCGCUGUUAAAGUUCGGACCUGAGGGUCCUUCCCCCACGAGGUGUGCGUCCGGCCUCCUGCCUCUAGGGCUCUGCUCCUCGCAGGCAGAGCCGGGCUUGGCUGCGCUGGCUGCUUCCUGCCCGGCCCGGCCCGGCCCAGUUCCUGUCUUCCUCGCCGGGCAGGUGGCCCGAGUCUGCUUCUCCUCCCCGGGAGCUCUAUUUAUGAAGUCUCCGUGUUGCUCAGUGACUGUGUCCUUAGCUAUGAGUGGGGCUGAUGGACGAAACCCUCCCUCCGUCUCUGAGUUCCAGGAGGCGCUUCCCUCGUUCCUUGCUCUGUAGGAACCUCACAGGACGGGCUGUGAUGGCUGCACUGGGGACCUGGGGGCCGCAGCUGAGUCUCCCCACAAGGGCCUCGAGGCAGCUCCCUGAUCGCUGAGGGGUCUGCUUGGUGUAGGUGCUAAUCCCGGUCUCUAACACACUGUCGUCUGAGGCCCCACUGAGGCUCACCUGCCCCCCGGGGGGAGGGCCUGUUCCUGCGCGUGGUCACCACCAGUCUGUCCUCACACUCCUGUUGCUUGUUCUCCCCGACUGAUUCCCACCAAAGGGCUGACCGCCACUCUCCCCACUGGGAGGAGCAAUGGGGACCAGGCCUUUCCCCAGGGACUGUGCCAGCAGCUCUGGUCGAAGCACUGUGGCUAUCAGCUAGUUCUGGGACCUCCAGGCCCCUUCCCUCAGCACGCCUUGGGGAAGAUCUCACUGUAUUCACUCCAACAAUGAAUGGAAACCAAGAUUGCCGUGCCCUGCAGCCUCGGGCGCUGUGCCCUUGGCCAGGUCUGCCUUCUUUCCCGGGUGCCUCCGGUGUCUGGCCUCACUGGUGGCCCAGGAGGCGUGUAGGGGCUCUGGCCCUCACUGCCCGCCCUCGUAGCCCUGCAGUCCCCUUCCUCAUGUGCCUGUUGCCCUGGGGCUGGGUCACCGACUCCAGGGCCUUUCGGGGGCCAGGAUGCAGGAACCGGGCUGGGGUGCCUCAGUGUCAGGAGACUCGGGUGGUGGGGACUACCGUGGCCAUGUGCCCAGUGUCGUCAGAUCUUUCCAUUUUUCAAAAGAAGCUAGAAAUCCAGAUUGUGUGUGUGUGUGUGUAAUUUGUAAUGUUGGCAACUAAUCUGAAAUUAAAUCGAGGGCAGGCUGAAUGUA